Molecule: messenger RNA, 711 nt
Organism: Lindgomyces ingoldianus
Lineage: Eukaryota; Fungi; Ascomycota; Dothideomycetes; Pleosporales; Lindgomycetaceae
Exons: 1
Coding region: 1-711 (236 amino acids)
Source: RefSeq, a predicted model, not a curated record
AUGCCUCACUGGAGAAAGGUAAAGAACGUCACCACUGCGACGAACUUUCUUGAGAAAAAGGCAGACGAGAGACUUAACCCAGUUUACGUAGACGGCCGGGUUGAGGAGCCACCCAACGAACCUCCCACUACCCAACAGCCUAGCCAGACUUCUCAAUAUAAUUACACCCAUCCUGCAGACCCUACCGGUCAGCCGAAUCGAUACGGAGCGCAACUGGAGUCACAUCCUAUCAGCGUUUCGAGCGGUCAAUCCUCCUAUGGUUCUGUCGACCCCAUACCGUCCGUUAAUGGUAACAGUUAUCCCGACCAGCAACCACAACACUACUACAACUAUACCAACCCCUACUAUCCGCAGCAACCACAAUAUCCCAAACAACAGAAUGUGUAUCUAUCUCAACCAUCAUAUCAGGAACCUCCACCCAAUACCCAAUAUUCAAUAGGCUCUCAGCCCUACAACAAUGCAUACCAACAACCAAUCCAGGUCUCUCCCCUUGAGAACCCUAUGAGCUCGCCCAUGAGGGGUAAUAGUGUUGCAUACUCAGAUGCGAGCACGAUAUCUCCCCCUCAUCCUCCAGGGCGUGCUUUGACGUACCCGGCCCCUCAGAAUUCAAACCUUCCGUUUUCCCCGUGCCAGCGAAGUUGGACGGCUCCAGUAGGGCCUGCUAAUGCUCCGACAUGUUUGCAUCAUUCUGGGCAGUUCUUUGACAGGUGA